GGCUUUUAAAAUGUAAGACAGGUUUUAAUAGCAACUGUCAUUUUGAUUUUAGAUAUUCUAUCCUGGGUACUUUUAGCUACUUUCUCUUUUAACAUGUAAUCAACCUAUAUUUAAUGCUGGUCCAUGACUGUAAUAAAGAUUGAUUUUGAUACAUGCAAUAUACCCGGCCUGCUUACAGCGAGCCAACUGGUUUUUUGUGGGUUUUUUAAAGCGAUUUUGGAGCUCAAGAAUCCCAGCGCUUGGAGAGAAAGGCAGGGCUUUGCGAAAGCACUUUGAAGACCGGCGUCUAAUUCUUUAAUCUGGCUUUCCGUUGCGAGGAGGGCACCUGGUGGGCUUGGAAUUUCCAAAGAACAACGGGGAUUUCAUAUAUUUGAUCAGUAGCACACCUGGAUGUGUCAAAUGUUUGUGGCCAUAAUUAUGGCUGCACACCUGCUAGUUGAGUCCCCAAUUGGUUUACCAGAUGUACCCGGAGAGAUUUAUUUCUGGUAUACCUGACAAUUCCCACCCACCCCCUUCUCUCUCUUUGGGCAUCAUGUCUUGACUACUUAACAAAUGAACACAUAAAAUCAUAUUUUUGUUCUUGGCUGCAGCCAUCAGGAUUAUCCAGCCGCAGGGUGUUUUUUCUUUUUUUUUUCUUUCUCUUGGGGGGCGGAGAGUGGGGUUUGAGGGAUUGCGUGAUAUUUUACCAGCAACUUUGUGUUUACUGCAAUGUGUGAGGAAAGUGCAAGUGACAGCAGUGGGAACAGGAGGGUUGCUGGGUUCUGUUGAAAUUUUUCCUGUGGGAAUCUGCUGAUGUAUUUAAUGCUCUGCAAGUGUUUUUUGGUGUGUUGUGUUUUUUUUAAGGUAAUCUUCCUGACAUUUGCAUAUGUUUCUUUUACACAGCUAUAAUGAAUUGGAAGCUGAACGUUUUGUGAUUGCAUGAUGAAAUUGUGGCGUUGGCGCUCCAGAACUAUUAUUAGAACGGUAGAUAUGGUCAGCCGGAGAUAUAGGAUAAACCAUACGAAAUAGGUGAAUGGUACGGUUUUUCUGGCCCAAAGUGCCGCUACAUUGCCCCAUGGCUCUUCCGUCUCCAGAUCCUCAGUAUGUUCUUCGGGGUGCCAAUGAUGCAGUCAACACUCUGUGCUUUCACUGCAGAGACCCGGAACCAGAGCUCCCCAUUCUUUUCUCGGGAUCUUCUAAUGGGCUGAUCCCUAUUUGGAAUAUGAAGACUCAUAGGAUAGACAGAACACUGGAUGGCCACGGUGGAAAAUCAGUGUAUUGGCUGAAAACCUUAUGCAACCGAAAUGCCCUUCUUAGUCAGGGCCGUGACCAAAACAUCUGUCUGUGGGACCUGGCAGAAGGGAGGUCAGCUGUCACAGACUCCAUCUUCACGGAGAACGUUGGAUUCUGCAAAUGUUCCCUCUUGGAGUUAUCGGAGAGGCGCUGGCUACUGGCCACACCAUGGAGAGGCCUGGAAGAGGUUCGGGUUUGGGAGCUCCCAUCCAAGACGUCAGUCUGUACCUUGAAGCCAGAGGCCGAUGCCAAACUGGGCAUGCCCAUGUGUCUGAAGCUGUGGCAGCCCAGCACCGGCUCAUCUCCUUUCCUUCUGGCUGGCUACGAGGACGGAUCGGUCGUCCUGUGGAAUUUGUCGACGGGGGGAAGGCUGAGCCGGCUGGCGUGUCAUCAGGAGCCAAUCAUGGGCCUUGACUUUGACUCGGAGAAGGCCAGAGGGGUCUCGGGCUCGUCUGAGAAGCAGCUCUGCGUCUGGAGCCUCCGUGAGCAGCAGAACCUGGAGCUCCAACAAACCUACAACCUCACCAAUCCUGGGAUCGCUGAGGUGACCCUCCGGCAAGACAAGAAGAUCUUGGCGACCGCUGGCUGGGAUCACCGCAUCCGGCUCUUUGGUUGGAAGAAGUUCAAGCCUUUAGCCGUACUGGACUACCACAAAGCAACAAUCCACUGUGUGGCCUUUUCGGAUCACACUCAACCCAGCAAAAGGCUAAUGGCAGCUGCCUCUAAAGAUCACCGCAUCAGUGUCUGGUCAAUAUAUAAUCAGACAUGAAAAGGGAGUUGGACUCAAAGAAGAAAAACUAGCCCAAGUUUGCAGUUUAGGGUUGAAACAUUGUAGGGCCAUGGUGAGGGUUAUCAGCAGCGGUUACUUGGAUGAUUGUAGCACCUGUUGAUUGUCAGAAAUGUUGAAUUACAAUCUCCAGAGAGAUUACAAGAUUGGAGAAGGCAACUGAACCAGUGGACUGGAUUGGAAUCUUUGUUACAGACAUUAACCAGACAGAAAUAUAACACAAUGAGGCUAUUCACAAACAUGUGCAAACCUGGGCUAAGGAAGCCCAGCCCCGUUUUGCACACGCGUGUGAAUUGCUGAGAUCAGGCCCGAUCUCGGUGGCAAACCCACCUAUGGAGCCUCCCUUCUAAACGGUGCUCAUUUGGGUGGGUGAUCUGCCCGCCCACGGACGGCAGGACGAUCGUCUAUGGGGAGGAAAGCACUUUUGGGUGUCCUCCCCGCAAAAUGGGUAGCCCUUUCUCAAUGCGUGUGAGAAAGAGUUCAGUAAGUAAUAACAUACCACAAUCAUGAUUUUACCUGUCCCUUCUUACAGAACACAGUUCCAAAUAUCACAAUAUAAUAAUACAACUGCCAUUCAUGAUUUUACCAAUUGUUCCCUUACACAACUUGUGAUGUAACAUAUUUUUACCACCAUGACAUAAACAUUAAUAUUACUGUGAGACAAAAUUGGAGACACAUAAAAGGCCGAUGGCCUACCUGGAAAUGUAGACAAGGUCGACAACAAAAGUACCGACUGAAUAUCCCUAUAAAACAAGCAGUGGAACAACAAGUGAUCGAUAGUCUCAACCUCUCUUGACUGACACGGGCAUAUCCGUUGAAGUGGACUCAGAAAUGGAUACAGGACUAUAUUGUUCCUUUCAAAAAUGGCAACGGUUUGAUUUUUUGGAAUUUGAAUUGUGGGUGGGAGGCUAAAUUUGUUUUCUUUGUACUUUUAUUUUCUCGUUGGUAUUUUUGAUACAUCAAAUAACAAAAAUGAAAAUGUUGAAUGGAGGGGAAGCAACAUAUAAGCUGUAGCUUGCUUGAUGAAAGAAACCAUAAAGGGCAGUUUGUGGCUUGAUUUUUUUUUUGCCCCAGAGCUGCUGCUGCUGUCAGGCAUUUAUUUCCCUCAUACAUGGUCUAAGGCAGGGGUAGGCAACCUUGGUUCUCCCGCUGUUGCUCAACUACAACUCCCAUUAUCCCCAGGCACAAUGAAUGCCAGCGUGGUGUAAGGGUUAGAGUGCUGGACUAGGACCAGGGAGACCUGAGUUCAAAUCGCCAUUCAGCCAUGAGAUUAGCUGGGUGACUCUGGGCCAGUCACUUCUCUCUCAGCCUAACCUACUUCACAGGGUUGUUGUGAAAGAGAAACUCAAUUAUGUAGUACACGGCUCUGGGCUUCUUGGAGGAAGAGCAGGAUAUAAAUGUAAUAAUAAUAAUAAUAAUGAUAAUAAUAAUAACAACUGGCGAGUCAAGGUUGCCUUCCCCUGGUGUAAGGGGUUAAUCUCCCUCAGAGAUGGUCUCCCACUCUGAUGGAGAAAACUACUGCAGGUAUGCCUUGAAGUGGGAAAUCAAGCUUUCUAGAAAUAUAUAAAUGCAAACUUGUUCUGUUGUUCUGAAUUGGCAACAUUAAACCCCCGCUGGGGUGUGUUUCCUUUG
This is a messenger RNA of Hemicordylus capensis (graceful crag lizard), 3691 nucleotides long. RefSeq names its product G protein subunit beta 1 like (gene GNB1L). Gene Ontology annotation, molecular function: protein binding. The record is from RefSeq and is a predicted model, not a curated record. The coding region runs from base 1013 to 2041 and encodes 342 amino acids. The transcript has 7 exons. NCBI's taxonomy places the organism in Eukaryota, Metazoa, Chordata, Lepidosauria, Squamata, Cordylidae.